AUGAGACAUUUUGCCGUGGUUCUCUGUUGCUGUAUCGUGGCUUUAGCUGCAGCCGACAAGCUCGGCUAUAAUUACCAGCCCGUGGCACAUUCUGGCUCUGGACUUUCAUUUGCGCCGGGCAGUUCUGCCAGCAAUGUGUCGCCCUCAUAUUCAGCAGAGCCCGGCGCAGAUGAUGGUUCUGAUAACGCAGGCUUAGCUCAGUCUUCACGUGUGGAAUCCAACUUCCAGCCAAUCGGACCUAUUGCUGAACCAUCUGCAGAUGCUUCAAACUAUUCUGCUCCAAAACCCGAGCUGCAGAAAGAAUUUUUCACGUAUACGGCGAAUGAGGACGACUUUGAGGAUCCGGCUGCAUCGGAACGGGUAUCGAAUUCGUUGAGUAAAGCGCUGCGUGUUAUCUUUGUCAAGGGGCCCCAAAAUAAUGGUUUGGAGCGAGCUGCCCUGGCUUUGGCCAAGCAGGCUGGUCAACAGGAGACCGCCAUCUAUGUCCUGAGCAAUCAGGCCGACAUCAGUGAUUUGGCCAACAAGCUGAAUGCUAUCCGCAGCAACACCAAUAAGCCUGAGGUACAUUUUGUCAAGUACCGCACUCCUGAGGAUGCUGCCAAUGCUCAAAAAGCUAUUCAAGGACAAUAUGACCAGCUAGGUGGAGCAUCUACCCACCAGGAUGGAGGCGUUGCACCUGUUCUCAAUUUUGCAGCCAGUAAUCCAGCGCCUGCUGCUAGUCCAGUGGCUUCGGAGCCAGCUUCACAGAUUGCUCAGCCGAUAGCCACGGAGCCUAUUUCCUCAUACAUUCCCCCUGUGACUCCAGGCAGCACUUAUUUGCCCACAAAUAUUUUGCGCCGCUUGCGAUUCUAA
Drosophila hydei is the source of this 852-nucleotide messenger RNA. RefSeq lists its product as uncharacterized. The record is from RefSeq and is a predicted model, not a curated record. Bases 1 to 852 code for a protein of 283 amino acids. NCBI's taxonomy places the organism in Eukaryota, Metazoa, Arthropoda, Insecta, Diptera, Drosophilidae. The transcript has a single exon.